Molecule: messenger RNA, 1482 nt
Organism: Dicentrarchus labrax (European seabass)
Lineage: Eukaryota; Metazoa; Chordata; Actinopteri; Moronidae
Gene: rwdd4
Product: RWD domain containing 4
Exons: 6
Coding region: 175-750 (191 amino acids)
Molecular function (GO): protein binding
Source: RefSeq, a predicted model, not a curated record
GUCUAAGUGCGCAUGCGUGUACUAUCAUGGUGGCACUGGCUGUACCAGCUGGGGAAGUUGUGGAGAUAUUACAUAGUAAAGUUUUAAUGGUAGAAAUGGGUUGUUAACUGUAGGAUUUGAAUAGGUUUGGAACUCCACACAGAGAGUACAUCGCACCGAAACAGACGGAACACCAUGACAGCUAACGAGGAUCAAGAGAUGGAGCUGGAGGCUCUUCGCUCCAUCUACGAGGGCGAUGAGUGUUUCAAGGAAAUCAGUCCGGUUUCCUUUCAGUUUAGGAUAGGAGACCUCGAGGACACCAAAGCGUUCAUCUUGGACAUCACAUGGCCAGAGACGUACCCUGAGGCGGCCCCUCAAAUCUGCCUUGAUGCCUUUUUCAACAACAGAAUCUCUGCAGAGACGAAGCAGCUGAUCCUGUCAAAGCUGGAGGAGCAGGUGGAGGCUAACCUGGGCACUGCCAUGAUGUACACUCUGUUCGAGUGGGCCAAGGAUAACCAGGAGGCCCUCAUGGAGAACCACAAGCCUGUAGUCACUGCAGUGACAUUGACAUCCAGCAGUGAUAUGACGAGCACCACCUCAGCGGCGAAGAAGAAGGAGAAGAAGGAGCAGCUGACCAAAGCUCAGAAGAGGAGGAUCAUCAGCAGAACAGAUAACAAAGGGGAACUACCAAGAGGUUGGAACUGGGUUGAUGUUAUCAAAGUAGGUACAUUUAACCUUUUUUUCCCUUUACCUGCACUCAAUCAAACCUGAAGUGUCAUCCAUCAUUAACCUCUCCAUGUUCUUUUUCUCCUUUGCCAUCGUCGCUUCCCGAUCCUCCAGCAUGUAAGUGAAAACCACCUUAGUUAAAGCAUAUUUCAAAUCCUUCACGCGCUGCCAUGCCUUACUGUUUUCUUGUGUUGCAGCUGAGUAAAACUGGAGGGAAAGACGACGAGUAGGCCCGAGGGCAGCGACCCGGUUCUGCUUUAUCCAAGGAAGUGAAGUCUGAACUCACUGAUGCUGCUGCUCCUGUCUAGAUGCCUUCACAUCCUUCAACAUUUAACACUCAAACAUGGCUGCUUCCACCCUGAGAACCAAAGCGGGCUGGGGUAACUGUGGACGCCACCAGCUGAACUGAGCCACCGUGUCUUACGCGUUUUGUGGAACGCGGCCAGACAUGUCGCUCAGAAUCUUCAUCGGGGUGGAGCGUGCUCGAGAUACUUGCUGUCACUGCCAUGUUUUCAGUCUGUGAGAUUAGGCCCAGCUGCCAGGCGCUGGAGCCAUUAAUGUUGGAGUGCGGUUCUAAGUGGAUGUGUCAAAGUGUCAAGUAGCUUCCCGCUGUUACUUUAAGGUAUCAUGUGACUUUGUGAAAGCAGAGACAUUUUUAAUAACACACAAAAUGUUACUCCUUUCCCCUCGUUUUUCUUAUUUUGACAAAUGUUUCUUUCCCCCAUGAAUUGAAAACCUCAAAAUUUUUAUAUGUAAAUAAAACCAAAAUUUGGUCUA